AUUUCACAAUAACGGGUGUUCAGAGCUCAGAGCGACCAGAGGAGCUCUGACCUUACCGGAGAAACAAGCUCUCCGCCGGUUAAAGAAAGACCUCCGAUGGGAACCUCCGGCUGCAGCUGAAGGUCUGAGGACUCGGUAGAAAUCCGGUUUGACGGCAGAAAUGAGGCUUUUUCUGCCGCUGCUGGUCGCUCUGUGCGUCCCGGAGCUCCACGGGAUCUUUGACGGAGUCUGUCCGAGAAAAGAUCCUCCCACCGGUGCGCUGGUUUUAUCUCCGGGCAGCGAGCUGUUUCUGACUUGUCGUGGUCAUGUGAGGGUGAACGGAGUAAAGGUCAGCCUGUCCAGAAACGGCUCAAACACCAGACAAAGCUCUCCGGGUGUCAUCACAACAACUCAAAAAGCUUUAAGCGAUGGUGCAACUAAAACUUCAGAUUCUCCUGAUGUGGUUCAUCCAACCAGCAGCAGCAGCAGCAGAAGGCUGGAGGGUGAAUCUGACUGGGAGGAUGAAGAGAUGGAGUAUGAGGACGAUGAAGGAGGAGGAAGGGUCACGAGAGGCAUCAGAUCGAGGCCUCAGUGGAAGUGGAAUAAGAGCUUGGUGGGGUCAGGAGAUAAAGACUGGGGGAAUUUUACUUUUGGAAGGAGCGGGGCGACUCUAGCUCUGACCUCAGUGAGGCUGGAAGACUCUGGGAAAUACAGCUGCCAUCACAGAGGACGAGAAAAGUUUGCAGUGAAAGUUAUUGUAGCAGAGCCUCUGGAAAGUCCCAUUCUGAUCUGCUACAAAAGGUCACCUAGCAGCAAAAUCCGCUGUGAAGGGAGUCCUCAGAAGUCUGUCAUUAAACAGCCUCGGUGUUCCCUUUUUCUGAGUAAAAGUAUGACAAAGAACUUCCAUCAGUUACCGUGCACGUUCUCCUACCAGCAUUCCCGCUGCUGGUGCGCUCUGAACCACGUGGACGACGACCUACGGAGCCUCCACAUGGCCUUCCUGUGUCUCACAAGCAUCACAGGAAACGUCACCAGUAACCUGCUGCAGUUUACGCCGCUGAGGAUCCUGACGCCAGACCCUCCUUCAAACGUCUCCGUCCACCAGAAGGAAGGACAUCAGAUGAGGCUGGCGGUCACCUGGAACUUGCCGGUGUCCUGGAAGCAACAGGACAGCCACUAUCACCUCAAAUAUGAGCUCAAAUACCGACCUUCAAAGACCUCGUUUUCUAAUGAGCAGGUAAGAGAAAUUGAAAACCGGCGCUCCUACACCAUCACCGAUGCAAUCCCUGGCGUAGAGUACCAGAUACAGCUCAGAGCGAAGGAUGAGUUCGAUGGUCGAUGGAGCAGCUGGAGUCCACCUUACUACGCCAGGAGCUGGACAACUGAAAGCACGCUGAUGGACGAUCUGAGCACCACAGUGCUGUCCGACACGAUCGAAGGCACGGGUUCUGGAGCAGAAUGGGAGUUUGACGAAACAGUUUCCCCGACUGAACCAGGCUUUGCCACGGAGGCGUCUCAUCACGUUCUGUGGGUCUUUGCUGUAUUCGCCUUCCUGUGCACCAUUUUGGGCGCUUACAUUUUCAGGCACAGGGACAGGCUCAUGUCCAAACUCCACAACCACAGCGUCAUCGCUCGCUACCGUGACUCGUCUCCUCCUCCUCCUGCCCUCGCUUCGACCCCGGCGCCUCCAGAAGUUCAGGUUCCGUUGACGUUUUCUCCGCCGAUUCGCAAGGAACGAGAGGGAAGUGACGCAGAAGAAGAAGAAGAAAAUGAGGAAGAAGAGACGGCGACAGAGGCGACGGACACCAUGCACUUCAACAACACCAGUUACUUCUUGCUACAGAGGGAGUGAAGCUCGCCCAGAAAAGGGGGGGGGGGAAAAAACAGCCAAAAAAUGUGUUUUUGUUGGGAUAUUUUCUACUUCAGAGCCAGUGUUACAGAUGACAAAAUGGGGGGAAAAAAAGACCUUUCCAAUGAGCUUCUGAAACUCAACAACAGCUUCUAUCAUCUGUCUCUCCAGCGCUCUAGCUCUAUCUCAAGCCUAAAAUACCUCUUAAAGACUUUUGUAUUUUUUUGUUGUAAGAGUCGCCUUUAAGCUUCUCCGUCCUUCAUCUGUGGCAGUUUCAGCUGUAGACUACACGUAGGCCUCAUUGUCGGCCAGUUUCUAGCACAAAACCUCACGUUCCAUUUGUAAAUAUUACUAAAGUUUAGCAAGUAUGACAUCUUGUUUUGUUUUUUUUGUUUUUUUAGUUUCUACGUAUUUGUCAAUGUAAAUGCUCGCAGGGGACACAUUCAGCAGGAAGUCUGGGUUCUCCUUCAGGAUAUUUUCAGCGUAAAACACUUAACUUGAAAUUUUAUGCACCAAUUUGUGACUUUUCUGCUUCAGUUUAUGAUGAAAAUGGUGGAAAAUUCAGGCAAACUCAAAAAAUAUGGGCUCUAUAAAGGCUCUCGGGCAUUCUGUGUUGCUUUCUGUGGGAUUUUAUGCACCAAUUUGUGCCUUUUCUGCAUCAGUUUGAGGUGAAAACGGUGUAAAAUUCAGCUGAAUUUAGAAAUGUAGUGAAAUAUAAUGGCUUUAUAAAGGCUGUCAGAUAUUUUGUAUUGCUUGCUGGUGAGUUUUAUGCACCAAUUUGUGUCUUUUCUGCGUCAGUUUUGGGUGAAAAUGGUAGAAAUUUCGGGUGAACUCAAAAAUUGAAUGUAAUCUAGUGGCUCCAUAAAGGCUAUCAGGCACUCUGCACUGCUUUCUGGUGAAUUCUAUGCAGUUAAUUGCGAUUUUUCUGCAAAGAUUUUAUGUUGAAAUGGUGGAAUAUUCAGGUUAACUCAAACUAUAAUGGAAAAAAUGGGCAUAUAAAGACUUUUAUGCAUUCUGUGUUGCAUUGUGGUGAGCGUAAGGCAACAAUUUGUGCCAUUUCUGCAUCAAUUUGGGGCGAAAAUGGUGGAAAAUUGUGGUGAACUCAAAAAAUUAUGGAAUUUAAUGGCUUUAUGAAUGCUCUAAGACAUUCUGUACUGCAUCGUGGUGAAUUUAAGGCACCAAUUUGUGCCUUUUCUGCAUCAAUUUGUGUAGGAAAUGGUGGAAAAUUUACGUGAAUUAAAAAUGUAAUGGAAUAUAAUGAUUUUAUUAAGACUCGAAGACAUUCUGCACUGCAUUCUUGUGAAUGAUUUGCACCAAUUUGUGACUUUUCUGCAAAGAUUUUAGGUGGAAAUGAUGGAAAAGUCAGGUGAAAUUCAAAUAUAAUGGGAUAUAAUGGCUUUAUAAGGGUGUCAGGCAUUCUGUGCUGCUUUCUGAGGAAUUUUAUGCAAUAAAUUGUGACUUUUUCGCAAAGACUUUAGGUGGAAAUGGUGGAAAGUUUUGCUGAAUUUAAAGGUAUAAUGAAAUAUUAAGGCUUUAAGACAUUCUGUAUUGCAUUCUGGUGAAUUCUGUGCACCAAUUUAUGACUUUUCUGCAUUAAUUUGAAGUGAAAAUGGUGGAAAAGUCAGAUAAACUCCAAAUCUAAUGGAAAAUCAUGGGUCUAUAAAGGCUCGGAGGCAUUCUGGGUCACUUUCUGUGAAAUUUUAUGCACCAAUUUGUAUCUUUUUUGCAUCAAUUUAUAGUCUGUAGUCUUUAUUUAUUGUGUAAAAAAACACAAACUUGAAAUGCCAGCUAAUAAAUUCAAAACAUAACAGAAUGUAAUGCAGUGAAACGUCUCCUGUAGAUCAGCUUUCCUCAUUAAAUGUAUUUCCCGAUGAGUCAACACACGCAGAUAGCUGCUUUUCAGAAUAAAAGUCCUCUUUUUUGUGUGUUUUUACUGGGUUGGAAGACAAAUGCAGAGGUUUCUUUAUUUAGGCUGAACAUCUACAUCUAUGUUGAAAGUAAAAAAAAAAGCUGUUUCUGUGCUUUAAUUGUUAUAUUUAAGAUGGUUUCUGGGAAUAUUAACUGAUGUGUCUUCAGAUGCUUCAUCAACUUUAUCAUGAGGUUUCGUCUUUUAAAAAAAGUGCUUUUAUUAAAAAUUGUUUUAAGAUA
Acanthochromis polyacanthus (spiny chromis) is the source of this 3976-nucleotide messenger RNA. RefSeq names its product interleukin 6 receptor (gene il6r). Gene Ontology annotation, molecular function: cytokine receptor activity; protein binding. Gene Ontology annotation, cellular component: external side of plasma membrane; membrane. NCBI's taxonomy places the organism in Eukaryota, Metazoa, Chordata, Actinopteri, Pomacentridae. The record is from RefSeq and is a predicted model, not a curated record. The transcript is spliced from 10 exons. Gene Ontology annotation, biological process: cytokine-mediated signaling pathway. The coding region runs from base 161 to 1831 and encodes 556 amino acids.